ACUACCUUCCACCAUGGCGGCGAUGGCGGCUUGAGUUAUUCGACGAUGAAGCAGUUAUUUCAAAGGCAGUUUAUCUGUCGAUUAGUUACUCGGCAUUUUCGAGCUCUACACAGUCAGAGUGCAAAAGUGGCGUCUCGCAAUUUGACAGAAGGUAUUGUGCCUUUACAUCGAUGCGCAUAGCUCGUCAUGAUGAAGUUUGUACGCCAUGUGAUAUACUUUGUAUGAUCGACUGAACAUCUCAACAUGUGACGUUGUUCGAGACUAUAUCUUUACCCUUUUGACGCAUAUACCCUCUUAGGUAUUGGCGGCCAUUUAUUCGGGUAGUGAGCUCAUAAACUUACAGAAAUCGCUUUCUUUUCUGGAUUAGGGAGGGUUACUUGUUCAAUGUUUUCUAAAAAGUAAUCUUGAUGAUGUACAAUAUGAACUUACAUAAUCGAUUUAAAGGCAGACUUACUGUCAUUGUAUAGCUUUCUGCGUACACUUGUCAUCGGUAUGUAAAUUAUAACUUAUGAUUUCAUCACAAGGCGGUUACUGAUCCUUUCUACCUUUUCCUCCCCUAUCAAAUCUUUUUACAUUUAAAAAAUUGCCUGAAAUAAAUUAGACUUAAGACGAUAAUUUCUUUAGCUGGGCUUAUGGAAAGCUGUCGAGUAGUAUGAAAACAAUGUUUGAGUUGAGUUCAUUGCUGUAUUUUAAAGCUGGCGAUAAUUUAUGUUGCCUAUGACCCUCUGUAUCAGCAGAUGAAUCUUGGUUGACCGUUUGAUUGGUUCUGAUUCUGCCUUGAUCUCUUUACAGCUUUCAUGUUCAUUGCAGUGUGUACUCUAGAUUUUUACAUCGCAAGGUCUUUGAAGCCUUUUUCUGUUUUGGCCAUUUCAUAUGGUUUGGUCUCAAUUGGCAGUGAUAUUGUGCAAUUAUUGAAUUAAGUUGACGAUGAUAUCAUGAUUUAUCAAAGCUGAAGUCUGAGGAAGCAACUUCACAUGCUAUUGUGCAUUGCCUGAAUGCUCUCAUGAUUGACCAAUCAGAUUUUUUGUAAGUCUUAUGAAUAGUAAUACUUCAGUAGUUGAUUAAAAUUAAACCAUCAUUAAGCUGAUAAGUAAAGCAUUCAGCUGAUUCAGUGAAUAACAAAAGAAACACUCAAUGAGUCUAAUUAUGUAUCUACAACCUGGAGCCAGCUUUGCACAACAAUUUAUAACCAAAAUUUCAAGAACUUUAAUUGAAGUUGAAAACCAAUAACUAAAGUUUGGGCUUUCUUCCAAAAUUUCCAUGAAUCUGACAUUCCUUAAGCUUUGUCAGCAUACAAACAAUACUGUGUUCAUUAUGUAACUUCAUUAUCAUUCUUGUUUUGCUAUGUGUUUUCAGAUUUGGGAACUGGAACAUCAGCAACAUUAGUGACCAACAGUGAGGCAUAUUUCACCAAAAGUUUUCCUCUAUUUGGUACUGUUCCCUUUUUACUUCAGAGACCAAAUUCAUAUAUUCUAAACAUAACCAGUGAUGGGAGAGUUUUCCCAGAUGGAAACCCUGGAUGUGAUGCAAUAUUGCCUGAGAUUCCAAAGAAAAGAAUUGGAGAAUUGAUUUUUCCACAUCAUUCAAGGAUCAUCAGAACAAUCAUCAGGGAUCAUGACACACAUGAACUGACAAUUGGUGAUGACACACAAAAUACCAAAACCUUACAGUGCAAGAGAUUUAAGGGCAUUCGUAAGAUACGUCGUAAGAAGAUGAAUAAGCACAAGUACAGAAAAAGAAGGAAGCGAGACUUAUUCAAACGUAGGCACAUAAAAGUUUUUAGGGAAAAAAGGAAAGAAAAAAGGAAGGAAGAAGAGCAGAAGGCUGAGCUGGAGGCCCAGGAACUCAACAAGAAUGAAGACAUCAUUUAAAUUAAGCACUCAAGCUCAAAAUUAUUUUCUUUGAAACAAUUUCUUGCACUGGUUAUUUAGAAAAUGUUUGUUGUUUCAAACUCCAGAGGAUGGAAUCUGAUUUUUCUUUUCUUAUGAAUUUGUAUUUCUGUUUGCUCUGAUUUUGAUUGGUAUCUGUGC
Pocillopora meandrina is the source of this 2030-nucleotide messenger RNA. The record is from the annotation of a GenBank genome assembly. NCBI's taxonomy places the organism in Eukaryota, Metazoa, Cnidaria, Anthozoa, Scleractinia, Pocilloporidae.